This is a messenger RNA of Ceratotherium simum simum (southern white rhinoceros), 2078 nucleotides long. Lineage: Eukaryota; Metazoa; Chordata; Mammalia; Perissodactyla; Rhinocerotidae. The record is from RefSeq and is a predicted model, not a curated record.
AGCUCGGGCCGUGGGCGCUAAUGGCGGCGGGCGCGGCUGGCCGGCGGCUGGCCCUCCCGCAGGCUCCCACCAGCCUGGGUUCGAGUCCGGGCACCGCCCCACGGGCCUCGGACCCGUCACAGCCCUUUCUGGGCUUCAAUGUCCUGGUUUUUAAAUAGGCCCGAAGACACCCCCCCGGGAGGCCUGGCCAUGCAGGGCCUGCCCCAGUGCUGCGCGAUUGCGCGCCUGUCUCCCUCCCUCCAUUAAAUCCCGGCGCUCGGGGACCUGCCAGUGACUGGCAGGGCCAGGAGGUGUGGCUGGGCCGGCUGCUCCCACACCUGAAUGCACAUUAUGGCCCUGUCACUCUCUACAGGUGUGACCUUGGGUAAGUCCCUUCUCUCUGAGCUUCAGUUUCCUAUCUGUAAGUCAGGGACAGUAGUGAUAACAUUAGCAACAACACUUACGUAGCUCGUGUUCUGCGUCAGGCAUUUAAUUCUCAACAGCUCUACAAGGCAGGAACAGUUGUUACUUAUUUUAAAGAUGAAGCAACAGAGGAACGGUGACAUUAAGUCUUGCCCAAAGCCACACAGCUUAGUUUAGUGCCUAGCACUCUUCUAGGGCCCAGUAAGCUGUAGAUCUGUCUUGGACCUGCCCUAACUCGGUUCCCUUGCUUCAGGAUGGAGCCAGGUGAGGAGCUGGAGGAGGAGGACUCUCCAGGCGGCCGGGAGGAUGGCUUCACUGCUGAGCAUCUGGCCGCGGAGGCCAUGGCAGCUGACAUGGACCCCUGGUUGGUGUUUGAUGCCCGCACCACACCUGCCUCAGAGCUGGAUGCCUGGUUGGCCAAGUACCCGCCAUCCCAAGUUACCCGCUAUGGCGACCCUGGCUCGCCCAACUCGGAGCCCGUGGGCUGGAUUGCAGCAUAUGGGCAGGGCUACGUCCCCAAUUCAGGCGACGUGCAGGGCCUGCAGGCAGCCUGGGAAGCUCUGCAGACCAGCGGGCGGCCCAUCACGCCAGGUACCCUGCGCCAGCUGGCCAUCACCCACCACGUGCUCUCGGGCAAGUGGCUGAUGCACCUGGCACCUGGCUUCAAGCUGGACCACGCCUGGGCCGGCAUUGCCCGGGCCGUGGUCGAGGGCCGGCUUCAGGUGGCCAAGGUGAGCCCACGGGCCAGGGAGGGUGGGCGCCAGGUCAUCUGUGUUUACACGGACGACUUCACGGACCGCUUGGGUGUGCUGGAGGCCGAUGCAGCCAUCCGUGCAGCAGGCAUUAAGUGCCUGCUCACCUACAAGCCUGACGUCUACACCUACCUGGGCAUCUACCGGGCCAACCGCUGGCACCUCUGCCCCACGCUCUAUGAGAGCCGUUUCCAGCUGGGGGGCAGUGCCCGCGGCUCCCGUGUGCUGGACCGCGCCAACAACGUGGAACUGACCUAGUGGGGCCAAGUAGGGGAGACCACUGUCUGCCCUCCCUGCCAGGGAUGGAUCCUCCCGUCUUCCUUGUCCCAAGGAGGCCAAGUCCCCCAGCUCUGAGGACUAGGUCACUCGGGAACUGUCUGCAUCUUCAAUCCCCUUGAACUUCUGCCCUCUGUUCAGGGCUGACUCAAGUCCCCACCGGCUGGAGGCUCUGGCUCCCUGGAGGCUCUGGCUCCCUGAGGGCCGGACCCUCAGCCUCUCUUUUCGCUGCUGCUCCCCUCUGCCAUCGAGGACCGCAGGCUGGGUGCAGACCCCCAGGAGGAGAGCCUUCCUUGGCUGCCCUCAUCCCUGGCUGUACCUCCCCCCUCUCCCGCAUCUUCCCCUUUUUCUCUUCCUCCCUCACAAGAGAAAAAACUUAGGGCUUCCAGUAUCUCUCCUUGGAGCCUUCACAGACCAGCAGGCAGAGGCCCUGCAGGCCUGAGCAUGCCAUUUUGUUGGGGGGAUGAGUGUGCCCACUCAGCCCUGGGCAGAGAGAAGAUGCCCAGGCCAUGGACAUGGGGCCUGUCCCUCCCUGCCCCCUCACAGCCUGCACCACCUUUCUCCCUUCCUUCACUACCUUGUCAUGUGCCUGCUCCUGGCAUUUCAAUAAAACCCAGAUUGGGUCUGUGUCUUGAGUGUUUUUUAAAA